Messenger RNA from Anolis carolinensis (green anole), 2715 nucleotides. It is a transcript of the gene rmdn1, whose product is annotated as regulator of microtubule dynamics 1. The record is from RefSeq and is a predicted model, not a curated record. Bases 119 to 1033 code for a protein of 304 amino acids. Gene Ontology annotation, molecular function: microtubule binding. Lineage: Eukaryota; Metazoa; Chordata; Lepidosauria; Squamata; Anolidae. The transcript has 10 exons. Gene Ontology annotation, cellular component: mitochondrion; cytoplasm; mitotic spindle pole.
GUACCACUCCGGCGGCUUUUCUCAGGCGGACACAUACACACCCGUGUUAGCGGUGGGCUUCAGCGGUGACUAUUUCCGGCUUUGAUUGGGUCGAAGGCGAGACGAUACUCCUCUGGAUAUGGCGGCGGUAGCUACUGCGGUGACAGCGCGGUGUUUAGUCAGAGCUGCCUCUUUGGUGAGGCGCCGGUUCUUCUUCAAGGCCCCGUUGCUGAGUCGAGACGGAUGCGAGGUGCUUGAAAAAUCCAGAUUUUUCAGAAGAGGACUUGCAUUCUCAUUGUUGCCUUACUUUGGCUAUGAAACAUAUUUAUUAAUCUCUCGGUCUUCUGUGGUUCAUGCUGAAGUGCAGGUUGAUGAAAUUCUAGAUCAAGCAGACUAUCUAUAUGGGAGUGGGGAAACCGAAAAACUUUUUCAGUUACUGGAUCAACACAAAAACAGUGAGAAUGCACAAGUGCUAUGGCGUUUGGCUCGAGCAUUGCGUGACUUUGCUCAGCUUAGUCAUACUCCCGAAGAAAAGAAGAAGCAGCUGACCUAUGAAGCUCUUGAGUACGCAGAGAAGGCACUUGAGAGAGACCCAUCAUGUUUUAGUGUGCACAAGUGGUAUGCAAUCUGCAUCAGUGAUGUAGGGGAUUAUGAAGGAAUAAAGACAAAAAUUGCCAAUGCUUUUGUUAUCAAGGAACACUUCCAGAAAGCAAUUGAAUUGAAUCCAAAGGAUGCUACAUCCCUUCACCUUAUGGGCAUUUGGUGUUACACUUUUGCUGAAAUGCCAUGGUAUCAGCGCAAAAUAGCUGCUGUUUUAUUUUCAACGCCACCCAGCUCCACAUAUGAAGAGGCUUUACGUUACUUUCAAAAAGCCGAAGAUGUUGAGCCGAAUUUCUAUAGUAAAAACUUGCUCUUCUUGGGGAAAACAUACAUGAAAUUAAACAACAAAAAGAUGGCUCUUUUAUGGUUAACAAAGGCUAAAGAACGAGUAUCGCACACAGAGGAGGACAAGCAAGUACAAAAGGAAGCUUUGGAAAUUCUCAAUUCUAUGUGACAAGAUUACUAAAAUUCUGAUCAGAGCAAUAAUAUGCUAACCUUUGACGUGGAUGGUAUGACUACAAGAAAGAAGGCUGCAUCUCUAACAAGCAGAAAUUAUGGAUGUUACUGAAAUUUUUCAGAUCCAUAUCUCUAAAUUGAAAAGAUAUGUACAAAUACUCACCUGCCAUUUGGUUCUGAGUUCCUACCGUAACCUGCUAAUAUGAUCUGAAAUAUUUCGAAAUUUUGGAGGACACACUAUUGAUUUUCAAAGAUCACUCAAAGCCAGAAGGUUCAUUUUCAUUUGGACAAAGAAUGGAAUGUAUGCCAUUUCUCAAUCAAUAAUUUCAAUUGAUAAUUUUCUACAGCACUGUGAGGAAGCAGGGGUACUUUUAUGGAGUGAGGUGCCCCAUCCAUUACCAUAGUAGUAUCUGCUAGAGACAGACUUGAGUUUUGUAGCUUGUGGAAUUUGCAACUACCGUAGUGCCUCUUAAGCUGUCUUAUGUGAGGCUCAUUCCACAGUUAUGUGGGACUGACCCUGUAUUUCAUUCUUGGAAACUUGUGGCAGAAAUGGAGCUUAUGGCUAUGCCAAACAGCAAUCAGCUGCAGCAUUUUGGGAGUCAGUAACAGGGCCUGCCUUGCCAGCUACCCCAGCAAUUAAAAAAAAUUCUAGAUUCUUAAGUGUAGCCACCAACAUAGAAAUCAUGAAAAGUAGAAAAUGUGAAAAGAAAUAAUACUUCCCUGCUCUUUUGAAGAAUUUUUUCAGGGAUCUCCAGGAGGUCCAAAAUACUACUUAUGCAAGGUUUAACUGGCCUGGAUGUUUGAUUUUUCAUACGAAAUGUGCAUAUGGUUAAUGAAGUCGAAUGCUCUUCGAUGUCAGCACCUGUCCUUAUUCCUUUUAUGUGGUUUUUCCACACUGGUACCAUUUUUGUUGUUUUUAAAGAAGUAAUACCCUCAAACAUAUCUGCUUUGUUAACUGAGGUAUACCUGUGAUUUGAAUCCAUUGGUUCAUGUCAUGAAAAAAACAAGUUUGCUUCAUCUAGUAAUAUGGAGCGGGAUUACCUUCUGUUAAUUCUUGUUGGUGUUGUUUAAAGGCUUCUUCUUGGUCUAACUUGACCAGAUGCAUCAACUUGGGGGCAAAAGACAAGACACUUUGACCAGCUUUGCUCUAAUCCAGGACACUCAUUUUAUGAAGCCCAAAUCUUAAAACUCUCCUGAACACACAUCACUCAGUCUCUCAAUCAGAACUGUUAAUAAUGCUGCCCAGCAAGAUAGUUUACCCUGACCUACCUACAUCGGCUUCAGUAUCUGAAUUGUCUUGAGUAAUCCAAUUGCAAAUCCAGUGCUUUCUGAGAAGGGAACUGGGUGUGCCAGCCUUACAGGAAAACUUUUGAAACAAGCAGCUAUAGAGUUCAAGUGGUUAGGUUUCCCUUAUGCUUUUACCAAUCGCUUUUUGCAUAUGUUUAUUCAAGUUUGUAAGACCUGAUGAUAACACUUUCAUUUACAGUCCAGUUGCAAUAAAUAUUAUAAUUGUCAAAUUCAUUAAAUUACUGCUUGAAACUGCUAGAAUUCAUUUUAGUAAGAUCAGAAGAAAAGUGAGGUAAAUGCUGACAAUUUUUCAAUAUUUUUAGCAUUUAUUCAGUAAACUCUGUAUGUUCUAUUGGCAUAAACUGAAAUGAGAAUAAACAUCUCUAUUAAUAA